CACAUGCGAUAACAGUCAAGCCCCGAGCUGACAUUGAGCCGCGAUUAAGGGAAAUUAAGGCUUAUUAAAUAUAAUUAAUAUCGUUUGAUUAGCUUGGCGUGGCUUGCCAUCAAGAUAAUGUCAACAUAGUCCAAUAGGAUCGCCAGGCAUGGGCAAAAUCGCAUUAGCGCAGAAAGGUUUUUAAUAAUGGCGUGAUGUUUACCUGUCAUCUCUUUCUUUCACAGCCAAUCAGUAAGAGACCGUGUCGCACAAGAUUGCUGGGUAACCUCAUAAUCGGAUAAGAAGUAAUCUAAAUUUCCCAUGGCAUAAGGCCCUUCAAAUCGAGAACUAAUUAACGUCGAAAGGCAUUGUUGCUGGCACAUCGAGCUACUCGUGAAGCGAAAUGAACGUUGAACGUAAACCACAUCCACAUUCCAUAGAGGUUAUACUAGGGUUAACGGAAACUAACAAACGAAACGCACAGUCAUUUCGUCCAUAUUGCAGACGGAACGAUGAAGAGGACAAUUCAAAUGGCUCGCAGUAUAGUGAAAGCUUUUACAGAAGACUGGUGCCUCGAUUAGGCCUUGUUCCACGGCCGCCUGUGCUAGAAAGCACUGAGUUUACUGGAAGAACAUUCAUUACUGAACGGAGGCCUGGCGAUUCCGUGUUCAACAACUCAGCUAAUAUCAGGGGCGACGAGGAAGUCGAACGGUAUCCGUGUAGGAAAAGUGUAACAACAGCAGAAAAUAAUGUUUCAACACCGCUGGAUAACCGAAGGAUGAUCGAGUUUGAGAGAACCAUGCAGCCAGGUAAUACACAAAGUUUGUUUAUACUCUUCCGUGGAGUAACAUCAUCUCGAACUGCCUUGUCUUUUAGCAUCGAUCUCUACAUAGACAACUGAUUAGCGACGUUUACCUUAGUCUAUGCUAGCUUUGAUACCAGGUAAAUAAACUUAAGUGGCAAUUAAAUAUACUGUUACUGUCUCAUAUGGCUGUAAAGAUUAAUCCAACUAAUCCAUUGAACUUGGUGGUAUAAUCUUGAACUGGCUGUGCCAGUGUAGCUAUAGUGCCAGUAAUAACAAAACUUCGGUUGACAAAGAUGCAACUACCUGAAAAAUACAAGGAGAAGUCGCUUCGUUGGGAAGUUAGUUAUAGGGCCUCCUUGUUCCGACGAAGAGCCUUCGCUCGAAACGUCGAAGUUCUCCUUGUAAUUAUCAGGUAGUUAAUUCCGUAGUUGCAUCCGUGUCAACCGACGUGGUUGGCGUUUCUGUGCACAUUUCAGUCUUUAGAUGCCACGAACGAUAUUAUGGCGAGUAAAAAACCUUCUUUAGGAUAAUCUGAAAAGGAUUACUCAUGCACUUUUUGUACAAACAUUCGUAAAGAAGACCUUGUUUUGUGCUUCCUGAUCGCUUUCUACCAUUCGGGUAGAUAAUUACUGUAUAUUAUAAUCUAUACCAAACCAGAAUCGGUUUAUAAAAGUGUGUAAAACAAAUUCUGCGUAAAUCAAAUUCUCAAACUGAAACGACCUUGAAUUUAUAAGGGUAGAGUGCUUUUAUUUAUAUAAGCCUGAUUGCUUAUAAACAUUGAUUUAUAACUGCUUAGAUAUAUACAGAGUCUAUGCUAAUAUGAACAAGAUUGUACAAUAUGGACAGUAAUAUACAACAAUUAGUGUUGUUCAGUAUAUAGAGACAUGUGCAGUAGCCAAAUUGGGUAAGAUAUAGCACUAUAUCUUUACAAAUUGUACAAAUUCAAGGCACCUUUAACAUUCCCAACUAAUUUAGUUAUUUUUGUUAUUCAAAAUGUAAGUUCUGUUCGAAAGUUGAAUUUCAGUAUAUAACGGCUGUAUAUUAUGUCAGCGCGGACGUCAAAGUCUCGACAUAAACGUAUUUAUCUUUCCUAUUUUAGCUAAUUUAGACGAGCUUGACAAUGUGUUGCUACAAAAAGACGGCGACUACUUUCACAAACAAGAAACCAUUGAAGGUUGCUUAAAACAACGACGACGAAGGACGGCAUUUACAAGCCAACAGCUGCUUGAACUCGAACGAGAAUUCCAAACAAAGAAAUAUCUUUCAGUGGAAGAAAGAUCACAAAUUGCGUCGGGUCUGAAACUUUCUGAAGUACAAGUGAAAAUUUGGUUCCAGAAUAGACGCGCCAAAUGGAAGCGUGUGCGAACUGGUUCUUCUGGCCGUUUCAAUAAGCAUAAUGGUAGUUCAGGAAGUCGAAUAGUCGUACCCAUCCCUGUCCAUGUGAACAGAAUAACAGCGCGAAAUCACUUACAUAUUUCGUAAUACGAAUGAGUCAGAAUUCCUCUUGGACUCCUGAGCAUAAGACUCCAUAUCAUUUCGAUUAGAAAUUUAAAAAAAACUGUAUGCAAUUUAUAUUUACAUUAUCAGCGAAAGAAUUAUUAUGAACCCAAAGUCAAUUGAAAUUUUUUUAUACACCGUCGCAACGGUACAAGUAAACCUGCCUGUACAGGCGCGAUACCUAUUUUAUUGGACGUUUUGUCACUCAUAUUAAUUUCAAAAACAUUGAGCUCAAGUUCAAUAGUUCAGACUCGAGUUCAGAUGCAAGCUAUAAACUUUGAUAAGCUAUAUAUAAGCCUGUAAAGCUAGCACAUGUACGCCAUGCAUAUAUAUAAAUACAGAACCGUCUGUGCCAGUCUAGAUACCGUAUAGUUCCAAUAAUAAGGAAGCUUCGGAUUAAUAGGGAUGCAACUACCUGAAAAAUACAAGUUGAGAUUCGACGUUUCGAGCGAAGGCCCUUCGUCUAGACGUUCUGGUACUAACUCCCCGACAAAGGGCCUUCGCUCAAAACGUCGAAUUUCUCCUUGUAUAUUUUUCAUGUAUAGCUGCAUCCUUAUAAAUCGGAAUUAGCUCUCUCAUAUAUAGAUACAGUCUCUCAUCGUGAAGAAGCCACAUGUUUCUUGACGGUAAUUAUAAGUUGCGACAUGGUUGAAACAAUAUUAUUUUGAACACAUGCAGUCAAAUUACCGAUUUCGAGUUUUAUAUAUUAUCAUUUCUGAAGUGGCAGAAAAUUUUGAAACGAAAAUUCCUUCCACUUAAAAUUUGAUCUGAUGAAUGCAAUUUAUCAAGGGAUUGACGGUUCAGUUCAGUUUCAGAGUGUCAAUUAUGCAUUCGGUAUUAAGUACUUACUAAUUGAGAUUAACUGCCUUGGCAAUCAGGUCAAUUGCAUGCGGGAGGUUGCUAAACUAUAGCUCAUAUUUCCAUUUUCAGCUGACAAUUUGAAAAGGUAUAUAAAAUAAACAAAUUUCUUGGAUUUUCGGGAUUUGUUUUACUUCAUAAUUCGUUUACAGACUGUACAGCAUUUAAUUAAACUAUAUAUCCUCAUAUGGCGAUUACGAAAUUGACAAUGGGAAUCUUUUCUAUAGAUAAAUAGCAAGUUUCACAUCCUGUUUGCUAUACUUAUUUGUACAU
This is a messenger RNA of Paramuricea clavata, 3412 nucleotides long. The record is from the annotation of a GenBank genome assembly. Lineage: Eukaryota; Metazoa; Cnidaria; Anthozoa; Malacalcyonacea; Plexauridae.